Molecule: messenger RNA, 942 nt
Organism: Oppiella nova
Lineage: Eukaryota; Metazoa; Arthropoda; Arachnida; Sarcoptiformes; Oppiidae
Source: the annotation of a GenBank genome assembly
AUGAAAGAAGCGGUCCAAGUAGUGGAGGUGCCUCUCGUGCCACCAACUGAUGAUCAGGUAAUUUUGAAAGUAGUGUUUGCCGGCGUCAACGCCACUGAUGUUAAUGUGACGGCCGGUCGGGUAUUCACCGAUCAGCUCCAAGUCCCUCACGAUGUCGGACUCUUAGCUUUUGGAGUUAUAGAAGUGUUGGACAAAAAUGUUAAGUCCUUAAAAGUGGGACAGCCGUGUUACGCCAAACCAGAGGAAUUAAUACCUAUGCCAUGUCUAAUGCCGGAGCUUAUUUUGCUCAGCAAUGGUCUUACAGCUCGUAUAGCCAUAGACCAGGCGUGUAAUGUUAAAAGUGGUGAUAAAAUAUUGAUAACCGCACCGGCUGGUAGUGUGGGACAUAUAGCUGUUCAAUGGGCUAAACAUAAGGGUUGUUAUGUUAUAGGAAUGACUUCAUCGGAAGAAAAGGCAAAACUAUUGAAAGAGUUGGGAACCGAUCGAGUGAUCAAUUAUAAGACCGAGAACUUGGAUGAAGUGCUCACUAAAGAGUUUCCGGAAGGCAUUGAUAUAAUUUGGGAGACAAUUGGCGGAGAGAUAUACCAAACAUUAUUCAAACAUUUAGCAAAUAAGGGACGACUAGUUAUAUUUGGGUGCACCAGUGGCUACGAAAAUGUUGGUUUUCCUGAUGUCCAUAUACCUAACCUUCCAUAUCAGUUAUUAUUAGGAAGUAAGACAGUGACUGGUUUUGCUGUUCCCCAUUACAUACAUUUGUUCCCACAAUAUAUGCCACAAUUAAUUGAAGACAUUAUGACAAAGAAAUUGCGAGUUGUGUUGGAUUUUGGACUCAAAUCAAGUAAAGGAGAAUUCAUAGGAAUUGAUUCUGUGGUGAAUGGGGUGGAGCAUUUGUUUAGUCGUAAAAACGUGGGAAAAGUUGUCAUCAAAAUCCAAGAUCAAUGA